This is a messenger RNA of Ixodes scapularis (black-legged tick), 1631 nucleotides long. RefSeq names its product disintegrin and metalloproteinase domain-containing protein 10. Gene Ontology annotation, cellular component: plasma membrane. Gene Ontology annotation, molecular function: metalloendopeptidase activity. Gene Ontology annotation, biological process: membrane protein ectodomain proteolysis; Notch signaling pathway. NCBI's taxonomy places the organism in Eukaryota, Metazoa, Arthropoda, Arachnida, Ixodida, Ixodidae. Bases 1 to 1602 code for a protein of 533 amino acids. The record is from RefSeq and is a predicted model, not a curated record. The transcript is spliced from 12 exons.
AUGCGGGCUCAGCUUGGCACGCAAAAGCGGCUACUUUGUCACCUCCAGGUAAUCGUAGACCACGUGCUGUACAACUACUAUCGCCGAAAUUCUGACGACGCUUCCGCCAAAGCUUACCUGACGAACAUUGUGGCGUCUCACGUGAACACCGCCACCACAAUCUACUCCUCCACUGAUUUCGGAGGCAUCGUCGGUAUCAAGUUUAUCGUGCAAUCCCUCAAGAUAAACUCGACGAGCUGCGAACCUCCGGAGGCCAGUCAGAACCCUUUCUGUAGCGACGACAUCGACGCGUCGGUGAUGCUGCAACUGCUGUCAUUCGAGAACCACAACGACUUCUGUCUCACCUACGUCUUGACGAACAGAGACUUUUCGUUCGGAACACUCGGUCUUGCCUACUUGGCGUACCCAGAUGAUCCAGGCGGCAUUUGCGGCAAGCAUCAAACGGUUCACACCAGGGGUGGCCCCAGGAAAAUGAGCCUCAACACGGGCAUCAUCACCUUCCAGAACCACGGCUCCCAAGUGUCGCCCAAGGUCAGCGAAAUCACCCUUGCCCACGAGCUCGGACACAGCUUUGGCUCCCCGCACGACGAAACCCUGGAGUGCACCCCCGGCGAUCCGGAAGGGAACUACAUCAUGUUCGAUCAGGCCACGAGCGCCAGGCUUCCUAACAACCGCAAGUUCUCCAAGUGCAGCAUUGCCAGCAUAGCGCAGGUUCUUCACGUGGUGAACGAGUCCCUGCACGACAAAGAGAACUGCUUUCUCGAAAACAAGGGCCCUUUCUGCGGUAACAAUAUUCGUGAGGACACCGAGGAGUGUGAUUGCGGAUACGGGGAGGUUGACUGCCGAGAACGGUGCUGCUAUCCGAGGAAAAACCAGGCCAACGCUCAGGGCUGCACGCUCAAGCCUUCCACGCAGUGCAGUCCUUCCUCGGGGAGCUGUUGCGGCGACGAUUGUCGGUUCAUCAAUAGGAGACAUGUCUGCGCACUGGAGAACGACUGCAAUUCGGCUGUCAACUGCAAUGGUUUGUCGGCGGAGUGCCCAGCGCAGACGAAAAAGGCCAACCUGACGCGAUGCAACAAAGGCUCCCAAGUGUGCAUCGACGGCAGCUGCGAGGGCUCCCUCUGUCUGCUGCACGGCUACGAAGACUGCCAGAGUUCGGGACCAUCGUACAGUGCAGAGAAGCUCUGCAAUGUGUUCUGCAAACUCACAGCCGGCGACAAAGCCUGCGUGGACCCUUGCGAGGAGCCAAAGCUGCAGCUUCUGUGCGGCGUGGCGAGGCCCCGUGGCGCGCCCUGCAACGGCAAUAUGGGCUAUUGCGACGUGUACAAACGCUGCCGCGCUGUCAACGAGGGGGGUGCCCUCCGGAGGCUCCAGAGCAUUUUCUUCGGCACCGGCAGGAUCAGUCGCUGGAUCCAGCGGACAGGGGACCGAUCUGUGGCAACACCAUGGUUGAAGGAAACGAGACGUGCGACUGCGGUUACACUGAAUCGGAAUGCAACGACGAGUGCUGCUAUGCUCGCCAGAACGACGACAACAAGGAAGGCUGCUCGCUCAAACCAAACGCCAAAUGCAGCCCAACAGCAGGCCCAUGUUGCACUGUGAAAUGCAACCCAGUGGGAAGAAAGGUGAUG